Messenger RNA from Tigriopus californicus, 3882 nucleotides. RefSeq lists its product as uncharacterized. NCBI's taxonomy places the organism in Eukaryota, Metazoa, Arthropoda, Copepoda, Harpacticoida, Harpacticidae. The transcript is spliced from 3 exons. The coding region runs from base 579 to 2366 and encodes 595 amino acids. Gene Ontology annotation, molecular function: nucleic acid binding; zinc ion binding. The record is from RefSeq and is a predicted model, not a curated record.
ACCAUGAUGUUGAUAAUAUUGGCUCAAACUUGAUGAUCGUUUCUUCUGAUGUUUAAGCAAUUUCUGCAAGCACAGCCAUGUUCUGGCCACGCUUUCAGAGAAUACGUCCAGGUUGAAAACGAUCAAGUUGGUCUUGAAAUUAAUUUAGUCGCAAUUAGCCCUUCGGAGGACGUCGGCGUGUCACCAAAGAUCAAAACGUCAAGCUCUGGCUUAGAAAGACACGGAAAGUGCAACACCAGUCAUGACCCGUUGCUAAAAACGAAUUACAUGGAAGACUUCGUCAAGAUAAAAGGAAAGAUGAGUGAAAUUGAAGUGGCUUAGGCAUCCAGUGGUGUGUGUGAUAAUCUACGCAAGGACAGGAUCUGUUCUUUUCGGGAACAAGUAUAAGACAGAGUGCUCAUGUGACGAUACCUUCCUAAUCAGAAAAUAAAGACUUCCACUUUUAAUUAUGUAGUGACAUUAAGAUUCAACAUGGCGCAAUCGGCAGGAUCCGCAUGCUAUUUGUGGUCAAGAACUGCGAGAACUGCGAUCAAGUUACUCCCAUAGUGCUGCACUGAACUUAUUUACGGACAAGUGCCAUGGCUGAGCCAAGUAAAGCCGAUAUUGCAAUGACGGCCUCUAACCCAAUCAGUGCGGCUAAUGGUACCAUUCGGGCCAUGGUUGGUCACUUCACCCGCGUCGAGAACCAGAUCAAGGACAUCGCAGCUAUGGCCGCUUCAUCAAGCGUUCCGUCGACAACUUCUUAUGAUGAACUGUCAUCGCUCCUAUCAGAACUCAAGUUGAGGCAAAGCAACGUAUCAACGGCCUAUGAUACAUUGAUGACAAUUGAUCCGAACGCCAUUGAAAAAUCGAAUAACAGGUUAGACGAAAUAGCUAAAAAGUACUCUUCAUCAGUUCGUUUGGUUAACGACGCAUUAGCCCAUUUGGAUGGUCUUAUACCAGUCUCGGUGGGACGAGUUUCGUUCAAGGCCAAUAUCGGUCUACAACCGUUUAAGCUAUCUCGAGAUGCUAACCCAGAGGAGGUCCGGACAUGGAUACGUGCGUUUCGAGCAUUCUACUCCACGUCGAAUAUGCAAGUCCUGGCCGUGGUCGAUCAGCAGGCAUAUUUUCUUGCGUCCCUGGAACCAAGCUUGGCCAUAAUUCUUCGUGAUUCAAUUGAGGAUGCCACACCUGUCUUAUCGGACGGAGGCUGCGUGGAACUACUCGAGCAAAGGUUCCGUGAGGCUCAUCCAGUCUUUGCUAGGCGUUGUGCAUUAUUUUCAUUUCGCAAGAUUAAAUCGACCCGAUUCGCUGACGCAUAUCAUCAAUUACGCAAACAGAGUGAUGAGUGCGAACUCUCCUCUUUCAAUAUUCAACGCAAUCUUCUGGCAUUUAUUAUGAUACGAUCCUGUGACGAUGAUCCUGGGCUAUAUACCAGACUACUCGAGUUGGAUAACCCUGACAUGACAGAAUUGAUGAAACAAGCUAAGCUAUAUGAAAAUGCCAGCCACCCAGUCCCAUCUGAACACGUCGCCGCUUUGCGGGAAACAACUUCGCCACAAGAAGCUCAGAGACCGAAGUCGUGGAUAUAUGUUUGCCAUGGUUGUGGUAGCGAACAACAUAAAAAGGAACAAUGCCCUUUUAAAUUCACAACAUGCUAUGACUGUAAUAGGACAGGCCACAUUGCUAAUGUGUGUGGUGAGUACAGUCGUGGACGUAAGCCAUACAGAAACAAUCCAACAUCGUCGGGGAGAAGUCCCUACAAGAAUCCUAAAAGAAAUCGAGAACGUCGGACUGGAACACCUGUUGAGCGCAAUCGGUCAACGUCAUCGGCGCGAAUAUCGGCCAUAAACGAGUUCACUACCAAACACGAUACGCCACGAAUUCUUAUCACUUGCUCCUUCCGGAGCAAGAAGUUACUUGCAAUUCCAGAUACCGGAGCAACCAGGACUGUUCUUCCCUUGACGGCUAUCCCCGAUAAAGCGCUCAUUAGGCCAUCCCGUACUCGCCUGUCUGCUGCCAAUGGAACGCAAAUGGCGUCCGCUGGAGCAAUAACAUUCACUGCAACGGUAAAUUCAGGACCAGAAGCAAUAAUAGACGCCUUGGUCUCAAAAGAUUUGACGGGUCCUGUUUUAAUAUCUUGGCACGAUCUCAUGGCACUUGGGAUCUUGUCGUCAGACUUUCCCACUCCUGCACGACAAGAUACAACCGUCGCUUCUGUUCUAACCAUGGAGAUUGACAACUUGGAUGCGAUAAAAUCCGACUUCUCCGAUGUCCUGUGUGAUUCGUUGGGUGCUGCAUCUGGAUGUAUUAAAGGAGAGCCAAUGAAAAUAGUGUUGGAUCCAACGGCAGAAGUUAAACCAAUCCAGGUGCCAUUCAACCAGUAACAACCCCCACUAUCUGGUGCUCUCCAGCACAUUUCGUGAUUGAACCAGAGGGGUAAAAAGGUCCGCCUUGUAACAGACUAUCGUCAAUUAAACAAGGCAGUCCUGCGUCCCGUCCACCCGUUUCCCUCAGCCCCCGACCUAAUGAGACGGAUACGUCCCAAGAGCAAAUGGUUUGCCAAGCUGGACGCAAUACACGGAUAUUUCCAGGUUCCCCUUGACAAGGAAUCAAUGCCCAUAACCUGUUUCCUACUCCAUAACGGCCGGUGGAUGUAUACCGUGGCACCCAUGGGCUUGAACUCGUCCUCGGAUAAUUUCAACUAUAGAACUGAUGCGGCUGUGGCUGAUUUAGUGUGGCUAUUAAAAAUUGUCGACGACAUGCUCGUCCAAGCUCCUACUGAGCAAAUUUUAUAUAAGCGUCUGCGAAUUGUUUUGGCAAGGUGCCGCGAGGCUGGAAUCAAAUUGUCCAUAGACAAGCUUGUAGUGGGGCAGUGUAUUAAAUUCGCUGGUUUCGUUGUUUCCUCUGAAGGUGUGAAACCAGACCCGGACAAGGCUUCUAUAAGAGAAUUCCCAGUGCCGCAAUCAGUGAGUGAUGUUCGCUCAUUUUUGGGACUCUCAAAUCAGUUGGGAUCGUUCCUCCCAGAUCUUGCCCAUGCCACUACGCAUAUCAGGGAACUGUUGAAGAAAUGCAAUGCAUUUGUGUGGCUUGAUUGCCACACUAAAGAAUUUGAAGUAGUCAAGAAGCUCUUAUGCUCUGCCGUCAUCGUUAAGCCAUUCGAUCCCGCGCUACAAACAGAGUUAUUGACCGAUGCGUCACGCCUACAAGGUUUAGGAUACGCCCUAAUUCAAAAGGACACACAAAACAAACCUCGCCUCAUACAAUGCGGUUCAAUUUCACUAUCUCCAGCUCAACAGAACUACUCUACUAUAGAGUUAGAAUGCUCAGCAAUCGUUUGGGCAAUUCAAAAGUGCAACUACUAUCUCAGGGGUUUGGCUCAAUUUCACCUAAUUACGGAUCAUAAACCACUAUUGGGCAUCUUCUCCAAGCCGCUAGCAUCCCUAACCAAUGAACGGCUACAACGAAUGAGAGAACGCCUUAUACCAUACUCAUUCUCAAUCAUAUGGACUGCAGGAAAGCAGCACUUCAUUGCUGACGCCCUAAGUCGUGCGCCAUACUUCACUUCGGAUUCUUCUCUUGACAUUGUCCGCUCCAUUGAUAUUGAAGAUCCAGCUUGGAAAAUUGUCCUUCAAGCUAUCGACGGUGAAUAUACCACGCUUUCCAGAUGUGUUCAAGAUGGAAAAUUGGACCACGAACUAGCUGCAUAUAAAAGCGUAUUUCCGAUGAUCACCAUUGAUAACGACGUAUUGUUAUUGGGAGAUCGCAUCAUUAUACCUCAUGGUGCUCGACCUCGUAUCUUAGAUCUACUUCAUCUUUCUCAUUCGGCCAUAGUUAAAACAAACCAAAUGGCUAAACAAAUAAAUUAUUGGCCAACAAUGUCAAAUGACAUCAAACAACGGA